Aspergillus alliaceus is the source of this 2086-nucleotide messenger RNA. RefSeq lists its product as uncharacterized. NCBI's taxonomy places the organism in Eukaryota, Fungi, Ascomycota, Eurotiomycetes, Eurotiales, Aspergillaceae. The record is from RefSeq and is a predicted model, not a curated record. The coding region runs from base 585 to 1928 and encodes 447 amino acids. The transcript has 3 exons.
CAGACCACACACAUAACGUUCAGUGCCUCGGUCCCGAUUGAUAGUUCGCUUCCGUUUGCUUGGCUGGCAAUCCUAUCCGGGGACUUUAAACUAUUGCUUUGCCGUGUAACCUAAGCCAAGCCAUACUGCGUACUAUCCUUCCGUUCUCUCUUCAUUUGGAUUUUUGAUCACCUAUCCAAUCUUUCUCUUUGAUCUCCUUAUUCCUAAUUUCGUUUUGUGAUCUUCGAGAAAAUCCCCAGUCCUGAAGGGACAAAGAAAGAAAUCCCUCUUGUCACGCCGGCACCAAAGAACGGGUCCCACCGGUUGACUCCCGCAGGAACGUUGCCGCCCCUCUCACGCACACCACCGAAGGGAUAGCCGCUCCUUAACUCCCUAGUCAAGGAGCUUGGAUAUACCGGUCUUGGCUCCUCCUCAACCUGCAUAUUCGUGCGAUAAGAGCAUACGUUACACUCAUGCUAGUCGUCAUUAUUGCCUACAGCCCCGGUCGACUUUGAAUUUACGCUCCUCAUCAACGCAAACCUACAUUCUUAUCCUUCAUACCAGCGAUCGUUUCACUCGUCUUUCUCAUCGAUUCGUUGCACAUUAUGGCGAACUCACAAGAGCCCCUGGAUGCCCCGGAUGGCUCCGCCUUGACCUGGAUCUUUGAUCACUGUCUCCGUUACCCGGGUUCUUAUGAACUGCCGUUACGCACUAUGUAUGCAUUGAACUGCAACCCAACAAGACAGCCGGCGCCCGCCAAUCGUCCUCCCGAGACAGCGUUCUGCGAGCGUCCGUCCCACUCACCCCAGUCUUCGGUGUCCUCCCAAGAUGCUCCCUUGGAUCGUGCUGCCGAUUUUAGAGCUCUACUGACCCGUCAAAUCUCUCGGCUACCGUCACAGCCAUGCUCCCUUCCCCCUAGCUUUGUCACCUCGUUCCUGCGUCGCUGCUUCACUCCGGAGCUGGGUGAUGUUGACUUUCCUCAGGCCUUGACCGGUCUUGACUAUCUUAAAGACCUCGAUGUCCGUCGGAAGAAGGAGGUCAAAGCUGCGCUGGACCGUUUACAGGUCAAGCCAGAUGAUCUCAAAGAAAAGGAGGAGCUUGGGAGGAAAUGGCCUAAUGUCUUGACCUGGAUCGAGUCCAACUGUGCCAAGAACCGCAAGGCUGAGGCGCUCUACACACAAGUCUACAUUGGCCUACGCCGCUGGACUCUGAUCAAUGAAAUGCUACUUGAACCACAUAACAAGGCCAACUGCAUUGCCAUGCUAAACACCUUGUUCCCUCCGGUUACAGACGCAACCGUCAAUCCCACGCCGCAAUUGACUCCCCAGAUCCUCAAGUCUCAACGGGAUGGGUUCUUCCGGUAUAUCGCGGCGUUUGAAACCAAUGGAAGAGAUAUCCUCGACAAGGUUAUCGCGCAAGGUGCCCCGGAAGGGGAGGAGACUGGAUGGCCACUGGUGCGAGACGUCUUGGACAAAUACCUUCGAAUCACCAACGAAAUCAUCGAUGACUGUGCCAUGGUCAAUGAUCAGAGCAGUCUUGAGGUCAAGGUGGAGGAGGAACCUCAGUCCCGUCGGAAGGUCGAUUCCGGUAUUAGCUUUGGCUCGGCAGACAAGUUUCAUACUCCUUCCGUCCAUAGCGGUAACAGCUCGGAAGAUAUUAUAGACAAGCCAUUGCCACCGGCCCCAAAGGACAGUCAUCCGAAAUCGGGUGGUUCCACGCUGGAGCGGUUGGCACGUGAACUUCGCAAGCUAAGCGACGCGGGCAAAGUCAAGAGCCUCAAGAAGAUGAGAUCCUCUAGUGCCCUUACUGCGCGGUCCGAAAAUAUUCCCAGCCACACACCGGAUAGCUCAUUCUUCGAAAUUGAUGAGAUGAAACGAAAGCGUCUCAUCUGGGAGGCUACUAGCCGUAAAAGGUCCCAUAGCAAACUGCUUAGCAAUGGCUCACAUUGACUGUGAUUCGAUUGAUUGUACACUUACGACCGCAUUCUUUUGUUUCGCUCCCCCCCCCAAAAAAAAGAAGAGCAGGAAAGACAAAAGCUGAUGUUCUACAUUUGGAGUGUAAUGGAGUUGGACUUUUUAUUUAGUCAUUUUGAAAUUUUGUUACUUUU